Messenger RNA from Penicillium nucicola, 1029 nucleotides. RefSeq names its product FAD-dependent oxidoreductase. Gene Ontology annotation, molecular function: D-amino-acid oxidase activity; FAD binding. NCBI's taxonomy places the organism in Eukaryota, Fungi, Ascomycota, Eurotiomycetes, Eurotiales, Aspergillaceae. Bases 1 to 1029 code for a protein of 342 amino acids. The record is from RefSeq and is a predicted model, not a curated record. The transcript is spliced from 3 exons.
AUGGACCUCCCUUUCUCGCAACGUCCGGUGGUCAUCCUGGGUGCCGGCAUCAUUGGCUGUGCCACGGCCCGACAACUCCUUCAAAAGGGCUUCCCCGUCGUGCUGGUCGCUGAAUAUCUCCCCGGAGAUCAGAGCAUUCACUAUGCAUCGGCCUGGGCGGGUGCUGCGUGGCAUGCCGCUGGCGGCAUCACGCCAGAUCAACGAUAUCUGCAAGCCGUCACCCAUCGGAUCCUCUUGAAGAUGGCAGAGGACCCCAACUCGGGCGUGAGCAUUGUUGAUGCCCGCGAGUAUCUGGAAGAGCAGCCAUCCCCGGACUCGGCGAUCUGGGGACGAACGGUGGUCUCCAAAUUUCGGGAGAUGACCCCAGGAGAGUAUCCCUCUACCUUCCAAUGUGCCUGGUCCUAUGAAACGCUGGUCACGGAUCCCACUCGACAUCUGCCUUACUUGAAGCAGCAAGUUACCUCCCUCGGGGGUCGCUUCAUUCGCCACCGCGUCGAGUCGCUGCAGGAAUUAUAUACCAUGUUCCCCGACUCGGGCAUCUUCAUCAAUGCCAGUGGCAUCGGCAGCAAGACCCUCACCGACGUCCAAGACGACCAGUGUUUCCCCGAACGAGGACAGAAUGUGUUCUUGGCCACGGAGCAAUGCCACACGCUCUACUUCCGCAAUGGCACGGAAUAUACCUAUGUGAUCCCUCGACCGCAGUCCCAAGGGGUGGUGUUAGGGGGCGUGAAGCAGCAAGAUGACCUGUCUCCCGAAGUCGAUCUGGACAUUGCCCGCGAUGAAAUUGCUCGCGCCCAUAUCUUAGCCCCGACGAUUGUCCCGCAACAUCCAGCUCCGGAGAGGAUCAGCCAUCUCAUUGGCAUUCGGCCGUCCCGCAAAGGAGGGUUCCGCCUGGACUCGGAGCGCAAAGACCAUCGGGUGGUGGUGUCGGCGUACGGGUUUGGCGGCGGCGGCUAUGCGUUCUCGUAUGGCAUUGCAGAAGCGGUGGUGACGAUGGUGGAAAAGGCCGAGCGCGACAAUGUGAUCUGA